CGCCGCCUCCCCAGUGGUGCCGCCCGGCUCCAGCUGACCGGCCUGGAAUCCCGGCCGGGAGCCGCGCGCCCCCCGCCCGCCGCCGCCCCGCGCCCCGGCCCCGCCAUGGGAGACGCCGGCAGCGAGCGCAGCAAGGCGCCCAGCCUGCCCCCGCGCUGCCCCUGCGGCUUCUGGGGGUCCAGCAAGACUAUGAAUCUCUGUUCCAAAUGCUUUGCUGAAAAAAGAAAUCCACACAACGAAAAAGAUUUCCAGAAGAAACAGCCAGACGAUGACUCUACUCCCAGCACAAGCAACAACCAGUCAGAUUUGUUCUCUGGAGAAACGAACAGUGACAACAGCAAUACCUCUCUAACCACGCAGGCCGCUAAUUCCAACCAGCAGCUUUUGACAGAACUGAAUGUAACUUCACCGAGCAAAGAGGAAUGUGGGCCAUGCACAGGUACAGCUCAUGCCUCGUUAACCACACCAACCAAAAGAUCUUGCGACUCAGAUUCACAGUCGGAGAGUGAGGCUUCUCCUGUGAAACGGCCACGGCUAUUGGAUGACAGUAAUGACAGGCCUGAAGAAACCAGUCGAUCCAAACAGAAGAGUAGACGUCGAUGCUUCCAGUGCCAAACAAAACUGGAACUAGUACAGCAGGAACUGGGAUCAUGUCGCUGUGGUUACGUGUUCUGUAUGUUACAUCGCCUGCCCGAACAACAUGACUGCACGUUUGACCACAUGGGGCGUGGGCGUGAGGAAGCCAUUAUGAAAAUGGUGAAACUGGAUCGGAAAGUAGGGAGAUCUUGCCAACGCAUUGGCGAAGGAUGUUCCUGAGUGCAAGACUGCAACCAAAUGCUGUUCUCUUAGUUCACUAAUGUUAGCCUUAUUUAGGACAAAGUCAGCCAGACACCUUGUACUAGGCAAGUUUCAGACUACAGCCAAUCAGUUUCCUUUCUUUAGCCAACCGUCCUGGUACUGUAGUUUAGGGGUUGAUGGUGGUUGAAAUUGAUUUCUGGCUGGUUACUAAGGUGCCUGCUAGCCACCGUAUAAAAAUAAAACAUGGAGAAAUAUUAUUUUUGAGUAUGGCUAGUGGAUUUAAACAAAGCGAGAAAAAUCCAAAGGCUUCUGUUAUUGCUGGAGUCACUCUAAAAGCCUUAUGCUGGAAACAUUCCAGCUGCAGAGUUAAAACAAAUAGUUGUAUAGAAGCUGGUGUAAAAGUUUGCUAUGCACAUGGCUUUCAGACAAACUGUUUAAUGUGCAGCCUUUCACCUCUUCACUGCUAGUGAAUCCUGAGGAGGUGAAAUACUACUAAGAGCAGCAACUGCAGCUGCUUAAGCCCAGAAGACCUGACUGGUCACUCGUGCCUUCAUUGCGUGUGGCUUUUGAGUUAGGCAGUGUCACCAGCAUCAGGGAUUCUGUUGGGGUAGGAACACCUUUCUGGUUCUUCCCAGGAAGCCAAAAAGAAAGGGGGACAGAGAUUCUUAUGAAAAAUUUUUAUAUGUAUCUUACUAUAAAGAACCUAUCAGGGUUUUGGGUUUUUUUUCUUUUUUUUUUUUUUCUUUCUUCUCUGUUAAAUUAUGAUCUCACUUUAAAGCCAGCUCCAUCCCGGAGCAGUAAAUGGUGCAUACUUUUUCAUGGCAUCCACAGAGAUUCUACGCGUUGUGUGAACAGGUUCCACGUACCUUGAGCAGUGCAGCCAUUCCCACCGGCCGAAACCUGAUUGGCUCUUGUUUGCCUUUUGCUAAGUGCAGGUAUCUGAUAAUUGAUCAAAUAAGGCUAAUUCACAGCACAGUAGCCAUGGCUGGAUUCUACAGACUGACUUUCUGUAGCUAGACUUAUAUAUUGGGGAAAAAAAAGGACAUUUUGUAGCAAACGGAAUUCAGUAACAGUAUUGGGGAACAACCUGUAAAACACCCUUUUCCAGAAUGAGUUUGUGUUCCUCACGUCCAGAGUGUCAAUGAGAUAAUCAAAUGGGCUCUACCAGCCCUCCUUCUAUGCAGCUGAACGCUCUCAAGAAAAUCUCUGCCCGCAAAGCAAGUAUAGCAAGUGGAUGUGAAAAGCAUUACAUGGAGUAGAAUGUUCUGGAUAUGGUUAGACCUAUGGUUCUGUAUUACGGUAUGUCACAUUGAGCUGAGCCGAAUUGCACCAGUUUUGUCAGUUUGGAAACAAAAAAGCAGACUUCAUAAUCGGGCUGUCUCCUGCUGCACAGGGGUUUUUGCAAGUAAAAAGGAUCUGUACCGAUGUCGCCCAGCUUAGUCCUGAAUGAAUUUAACUUCUCAGUCUACUAGUAAGUUAUUAACAAGUGGGUAAAUUUGUAAGAAAACCUGAGGGAAGGAAAGACUGUCUCAUCUUCAAAUACUGGGCAGAUCUAAAACAUCCAGGGGGUGAAGUGACAUGUCACUUGAAAAACCCCUGUGUUUUGGGAGUGAGCUUGUAUGAGUCAUCCUCCAUUCUACUUGUUACAGGUAAUUAACUCAUUAUAGGCCAAAUUAUAGUGUUACUUUGGUAGCCAGUUAGGAACUUUAACAAUGAGACAACUAAUUAAAAAAGAAUAUAAAUAUAUAUAUAUGUGUGUCUCUCCAGACAGACAGCAUCUGACUGUAUUAGCAUUAACCAUCAGAAGUGUCCCAUCAUCAUAAAUGCAAGCUAUCCAAAAGGCAAGCUGUUUUUUUUUCUUGUUGUUGUUAUUCAAGAAUAUGAAACCAGCAGCAGAAUCUUCUGAAUUGUGCUGCAUUUUCAGGAAAUGGUCCUGGUGAGAGGGAUUGUCCAAGAAUAUUAUUUACAUUUGCUUUGAGGAGUUAAAAUAACAUGAAUUUUGGCGGCUGCUGUGAUACGCACUUUCUUUUCGUACAAAAUCCUAUCCUAGUGUUCGAUGGGCAUUCUGAUUGAUACACAAGACUUUUCUGCAUUAAUACUGAAGAUGCUAUUUUGUUCCUCCUUAAUAUUCUCUUUAAUCUCAUUACAAGUGCACAGAUGGUUUCAAGGUGGCUCUUGAGAGAACACUAAAAGUUUAUGUGAAUUAUGGACAAUGUUCACUUUAAGCAAGAAGUUGGGGAGGGGGUUGUUCCUUUGCAGUAUCUGUUCUGUGAAGUUUGUUAAACGUAAAGAAAGCUUAAGUUCUUGUAUCUUAAAAGAAGAUCUUAUUUAACCCUUUUGUGUUCUAGAUUUACUUACACUUGUAGCCUAGAGCUCAGUUUUAGUUUAACAUUGUGAAAAUAUUAAAAGAACCUUGUAACUUUAUUCUUUUUCCUCAUGCUAAAAAAAAAAUUAAACCAAUCAGAUUAAA
Molecule: messenger RNA, 3268 nt
Organism: Pseudopipra pipra
Lineage: Eukaryota; Metazoa; Chordata; Aves; Passeriformes; Pipridae
Gene: ZFAND3
Product: zinc finger AN1-type containing 3
Exons: 7
Coding region: 106-816 (236 amino acids)
Molecular function (GO): DNA binding; zinc ion binding
Source: RefSeq, a predicted model, not a curated record